AUGAGUGCUGCCUUCGCAAGGAGUGCUGCCUUCGCAAGGAGUGCUGCCUUCGCAAGGAGUGCUGCCUUCGCAACGAGGGCUGCCUUUGCAGGGAGUGCUGCCUUCGCAAGGGGUGGUGCCUUCGCAAGGAGUGCUGCCUUUGCAAGGAGUGCUGCCUUUGCAAGGAGUGCUGCCUUCGCAAGGAGUGCUGCCUUCGCACGGCGUGUAGCCUUCGCACAUAGUGCUGCCUUCACACGGAGUGCUUCCUUUGACAGAGUGCUGCCUUCGCAAGGAGGGCUUCCUUCGCAAAGAGUGCUGCCUUCGCAAGGAGUGCUGCCUUUGUACAGAGUGCUGCCUUUGCAGGGAGUGCUGCCUUCGCAAGGGGUGGUGCCUUCGCAAGGAGUGCUGCCUUUGCAAGGAGUGCUGCCUUUGCAAGGAGUGCUGCCUUUGCAAGGAGUGCUGCCUUCGCACGGAGGGCUGCCUUCGCAAGCAGGGCUCCCUUCACAGGGAAUGCUGCUUCGCAAGGGGUAA
Molecule: messenger RNA, 510 nt
Organism: Schistocerca cancellata (South American locust)
Lineage: Eukaryota; Metazoa; Arthropoda; Insecta; Orthoptera; Acrididae
Exons: 1
Coding region: 1-510 (169 amino acids)
Source: RefSeq, a predicted model, not a curated record